Oncorhynchus tshawytscha (Chinook salmon) is the source of this 3923-nucleotide messenger RNA. RefSeq names its product centrosomal AT-AC splicing factor (gene cenatac). Bases 627 to 1484 code for a protein of 285 amino acids. Lineage: Eukaryota; Metazoa; Chordata; Actinopteri; Salmoniformes; Salmonidae. The transcript has 11 exons. The record is from RefSeq and is a predicted model, not a curated record.
UCCAGUCUAGUAAGUGGCGGUAAUGCAACAUUUAUUGGAUGCCGACCGCCGUUAAACCUUAUCGAAGAAGAACUAAGUUCAACGACAACUUGACACGGAAGUGAUACAACGGUCUAAAUUAGCAUUUUGUGUACACACUAGUUCUUACCAAAGCUAUUGUAACUAAAUAUUUUAGUAAGAGCAUGGUGUGCAAUUGCACCUUAUCGAUCAAUGUAUGAUAAACAGACGCAAUAUAUUGCACGAGACAGGGCAGGGAGAGCUCGGUUAGCAAAUAAGCUACAGUAACGUAAUCUAGUUAGCCAGCCAGAUAAACAACUCUGCGUCUUCAGAUCAAUGCAUAUUUUGGGGAUGGAGUUGGUCUAACGUCUAGAAAACAAGGGACGUGUCGAAAAUGGGUGCAUUUUACUGUGCGAUAUGUAGGCAAACAUCUUUCUCCGGAAAAGCACACAUCUUCGGGAAAAGUCACCAGAGCAAACUCAAAGUGGUCCUUGUUAAAUUCCUUGAGAAGGUGAAAGAGGCGCGUCGAACGAUAAAAAAUCCCCAGGUGGAGAGGUUCGAUUGCACUCAGCACAAACGCAAAUGUUGGUGUUACUGCUGCGGCCUCGAGGUGGAGAGAGACGUCACUGAUGGCGACAUCACUGUGUUGUUCGGGGGCUUGUUGGAACACAUGGCCAGGGGUCAAUUAUCAUUUCAGGCCUGACCACAGGAAGGGCACCCACACGUUCUGGUGGGAGAACAAAGCUGAUCCCAAACUGAGGGACAAGUUUAUAAUCACAGAAAAUGAAAUGGAGAGAUUUAAAACGGAGGUGGCAAAAGCUUUAGGCUCAUUUGAGGAUAAGGAGGAUGGGCUUAUCAAGCAGCAAGCCACUCAUAUCCGAGCUCAGGAACAGCAUCGCCAGGAGGUCCUUCAGUCUCUCAUAGAGCCUAAGGCAGAGCUGGAGCUAUUGAACACAGAGGGCCCUUGCAACUCAGUGGACGAGGCUUCCAGUAGCUCUAACCUCAGGGCCCCUGGAUCCGAUGAGCAGGCCAGGUCUGGUCGGGUCGACCAAAUGGUGGCCAGGCAGUGGGCAGGCCCUGGACAGGGCCUGACCUUCAUUGGCUACCAGGAUUCUUCCAACAGUGGAAAUGUUCACACAGGAGCCAUCCCUCCAUGGUUACAGGAGGACCCCAAUGAGGGCAGGUCUGGGACAAUGGAGCAGGCGAUCGGUCCAUCACUCCAGGACUUCCUCAAACAGAAGGAGCAGGAGAAGCUGAAGAAACUCCCCCCUAACCGGGUGGGGGCCAACUUUGACCAUAGCUCCCAGACAGAUGCCAACUGGCUGCCCUCUUUCGGCCGGGUGUGGAACAGCGGACGCCGCUGGCAAUCCAGGCACCAGUUCAGAGAGGAAGAGGGACAGACCAACAGACAAAAGAGAAAGAGGGAUCAGGGUGCUGAGGGAACAAAGAAACCAAACCGCCUGAACAGUGACUAUAGUAUGCAUUGAACAAAGCAGUUAAAAAAACAUGACAUUUGUUUGGAAACCAUGAAAAGCCUUUAUUUCAGGAUAUAAUGAACUAGGCUCAAUUGUAAAUUACCUUUAAAUGUCAAGCUCACUAUGCCCGUUUCAAAUUUGAUUCCCGGCCAAUGUUUUUGGCACUUGUUUUAAAAUAAAAUAAUGAACUGGACUACAGCCACACCCCUGUGUCUCACAUAUGUGGGGAGCGGCAUUAGCCGUUAGUUGGGGCUGGGUCUUUGAAAUACUGUCCUAGUGUCCUCUGGGUUCAAUGUAAAGCAUGCUUCCAGACUGGAACCCUGGGGCCUUAGCAUGGACCCCGGUCCACUUGUUGGUCUUUGCACUUUAUUUCAUUAGAUGGCGUUUCGCCAUCUUCAAUCUUUGGGUUCAGGGUUUAUUAACCUGUCUGAACAUUAAUGAAAUAAAGUGCAAAGACAGCACUGACCCUGGGCCACUUGUCCAAGGCCCCAGGGUUCCAGUCUGGAAGCACGCUUUCCACUGAACCCAGGACACUUUCGGUAUUGCAUUUUAGCUGAAGUCAAGUCCAAAAAGAUGGCCGCGUAGAAGUCAAAUGUGAAAAUUGCAAAUAAAACUUUAGUCAUCAUUGUACAAAAAACAUCCAUUAAAUUAUUCAAGUCAUUUUUUUUUGUCACUCACACAGGCAAAGAUACAUUUUAUAUUCAUCCACUGUCUAUAAUGUUUCUGGAUGAUGUGAUGCCGUCAGUGCGCAGGUGUAAUCGGCUCUCUAUAAAACCCGAUCUAGACAAUCACGAAACGGCAUGUGUGAACGUGAGUAGAAUACAUUGAAAACAAUGGACGCUGUCUCUAGUUCAAACAUUCACCUCAGUUGUCAGUGCCACCGCCCCCCUAAACCAGGGAUCAUCAACUAGAUUUUAUGUUGAGCAAUGGUCAGGGGGCCGGAACAUAAUUACACAUUUGUAAACUGCAAAAAGCCCAAACAAAUAUUUCACUAAAAUAAUUUCAAACCUUGCUUUUACAUGUGUAUAUGAUCACACAUCUCUACACUUUGGAACAGGUUUCCAACAUUAAAAUCACUUGGAGAUGUGUUUUCAGUCUUAUGUCCAACAAUAAAUAAUAUUUAGUUUUGCUCAAACUUGGGAGGGCCAAAUAAAAUCACCAGUUGGGGAACCCUGCACUAAACAUUCUCCUCUCUGAGGUCUGGUGAGUGUUUUCUGGGUAGCAGUGUUUGCACCCGCAGUCCUUUAUAUCCCCUGCACUCUGGGCAGAUGCGGACGUGAGUGCAGCCCCGUGGACCCAAAAUGGCUUCCUGUGCCAGUCUAUGAGACUGUGACUCCAUAGGACCGCUGCUACUGUUGUCCAUGCCGUUACUGAGGGUGCAAGUGGCUGUCUUGGUCCCGCCAUGCUCCUCUGGGAGUGAAGUGUGUGUUUGUAGUAAUAUCCCUGGGCCUCGUAAACCAUGCAGUGCCAUACUGUCCUCGCACAGCAGGAUCCCAUGGAGAGCCCUCAGCAUCUCUGUACACAUGGACAACUAGAACAGAAAGGGCAGAACCAUAAGUCCAACUUUUGCAACGAGAUGGAUUGCUGGUUAUCAGUGCUUUGGUUUAAAGCUUUUUUUCCCCUCCCCUUUACAUUCUUCGUGAGGUCUAGGUGGAAAUUGGUUUAACUUCAGAUGUAAAGUUGCAUUGUCAAAGUGUGAAACCUUACAUACUGAAGAACAAAAGCAUAAAUGUAUGCAAAUUGUAAAUUAUUUUUGUCUGUCUUUCAAUAUGUGACGGGCAGCUUUUACCAUGAAUGCGAACGCCAGGGAAAAUGCCUUAAAGAUGUGUUUUUGGCUGUAUAGUGCGCUGCUCUAUAAUGCUCCUAGGGUUGAAUCACGGCAUGAGUGAAGAUUGACUUAAGUGGGAGUUAGGAUUUGACCCUAAGAGGGCAGCUGGCUACUAAGCUGGGAGAGCAGCUACAGAUGACACCUCACCUCUGACCUCGGAGAGUGUUGCUGCACCCAGAAAAACUCCAGCCCCGCCAUGAACACAGCCAGCAGUAGACCAGACAACAGGACAAUAAAGACCCCACCUAUAUUCUCCAUGCCCAGCCCUACCACAGAGAGAAGAGCUCUUAGUGGUUUAAUGGUGAUAAAUUAGGCCGUGAUUCAAUCCAAUCGCAGGCUAAAGGCAUUGCGGCUUUUAAAGGCUAUUUCAAAUUGAGCCAGCAUAUGCAGCGUUUACCGUGAAUGUAAGCUCCGCAAACACAGGAACAUGGCCUUUAAAAGCUGCAAUGCCUAUGACUGGCGAUCAGAUUGAAUCCCAGCCUUACUCUUUUGACAUUGAUGUGCAUCACCAUCGCUGUAUAUAGUUGUUGAAUGCUUGGAGAUUUUCCCCACAGUGUUGUCUUCUGUUGUGUACUAUGUUAAAUAAAUAUACUUGACUUUAAGUCAGCAGAUUGUGGUUCCAA